Dendronephthya gigantea is the source of this 1167-nucleotide messenger RNA. RefSeq names its product transcription elongation factor 1 homolog. The record is from RefSeq and is a predicted model, not a curated record. NCBI's taxonomy places the organism in Eukaryota, Metazoa, Cnidaria, Anthozoa, Malacalcyonacea, Nephtheidae. Gene Ontology annotation, cellular component: transcription elongation factor complex. Gene Ontology annotation, biological process: transcription elongation by RNA polymerase II. Bases 70 to 318 code for a protein of 82 amino acids. Gene Ontology annotation, molecular function: RNA polymerase II complex binding. The transcript is spliced from 3 exons.
AAUUGCGCGAUGUGUGAGCCAUUUUGUUAAUCUAGAGACGGUGAUUCAUUCUAGUAUUUAUAGCAUACUAUGGGAAGACGACGAUCAAAACGAAAAGCUCCAUCAAAAAAGAAAAAUGAUCCAUUGGAAAGCCAGUUUAAUUGUCCGUUUUGUAACCAUGAAAGGUCUUGCGAUGUAAAAAUGGAUCGUCCUCGUAACACAGCAAGGAUUGCCUGUCGGGUUUGUCUUGAGGAUUUUCAAACGUCAAUAACAUAUCUUUCAGAGCCUGUGGAUGUAUAUAGUGAUUGGAUAGAUGCUUGUGAAUCAGCAAACCAAUAGGACAAUACAACAAGUGUUUGGUGAUCAAAGUUGUAAAUAAACUUGAUGUAUUUUGUUCAUAUAAACUGGUGUACAUUGCUCAAAAACCCUGGUACAAAUUGGUAGAAAAGAUUUAUAACAUGGAGGAAUUAUUGCUGUGUUGUUGUUACAAUGUUCUUCAAUGCUAUUUCAUGACACACAGGGCUACAUCACCAGUUCACUGAUAGAAAUCCUAUAAAAAAUAUUUUGCUGUACAGAUUCUAGCAAUAAAGACUGUUGGCUGGAGGCAUAAAGACUUAAAAUAAACAUUGGGUUGGAGGGAGAAUCACACAAUACAAGUGUUAACAUAGCUCUUAUCCUGGCAUAUGUUAUUUUUUAUAUCAAAGAAUAACUUAAAUUUUAUGAGUGAAGUCUCUUUUCCACACAUCUGAAAACCAACUCAGUAUUUGCAUCUAAUUUAAACAAACUGUAGAGAAUUGUGAUUGGACGAAAUUACUCGUUAGUUUUUGCGAUGAGUUGGUGAGAGCCUCUAUACAGGCGUUUGAUCUCAAACUUGGUUGUCAGCACUCGUUUAAUACAACAAAUAACAUCGUGUUAAGUGGGUUUUUAUUCUAGAGCGCUUUCCAAUAAUACGGUCAGAUCGUUCAAAUUUAAUAGGAAUUUUUAUAAAAAAGAUAAAUUUGUGGCAAUUCAAAAAUCUCAUGACCUUAGCCAUUUAAUAGAACGCGCAAAAAGUGUAUUCAGGGUAACACCAAAGGCAAAGAUAACAAAGAUAAAAUUACAGAUAUAAAAUUAUAAUUGUCAAAUGAAAAGUUGUGGCGAUGUAAAUAUUUUUAAUGAGCAGUGUAAUUGAAUUUAAUGUGAAAAUUA